Messenger RNA from Cyclocybe aegerita, 414 nucleotides. NCBI's taxonomy places the organism in Eukaryota, Fungi, Basidiomycota, Agaricomycetes, Agaricales, Hemipholiotaceae. The record is from the annotation of a GenBank genome assembly.
AUGACUUCUCCGUCGACGAAAUUCACUUUCAUGGCCCCGGCCACACGGCUGACAUCGGUCGAGCCAUGUUCCCCUGGCCGCGCUGUCGGGGAGCAGCAACACCGCUGCCAGCGACCGAGGACUCCGCCUCCCCCAGGCUAUGAGUACUGUCCACCAUGGCCACCCACACCGGAGUGGAUGGCAAAGCCCAGCAAAAAGUCGGGACACCUGUCCACAAACGAUCAGCAGGUCGAAGAGCUGGCAACCUUGCCCACGCCGGCAAGUAUCCCGGCGAAAAAGAAGAAAGUUGCCCGAUCGAAGGGCAAUAACUGGACACGAAAGAAAAGGAAAAGGAAAGCUCGACGCGCUCCUGAGGAACAGCAGGAGAACAAUCCCUCGGAGCCGCCGAGAAAACGCCAGAAAAUCCGGAAGUAG